CUCGUUAAGAAAUGAAGAUUCGUAGAUCUGGGCCAAAGGCAAGAGUUCUGAGCAGUCAGAUUCUUAACGAGCGGCACCAGGGCCGGAGUCCUCGGACUGCACUUUGUAAUAGUAACAAGAACUUAGGCACAUGCAAGCUAAAACCCAGAAGAAAUUCAUCGACGGGAAUAGCCGGUCCCCCGUUUCCCCGCCGUCGUUCCUCACCUCGCAAGUCUAUUUCACUACUACGUUGACGCCGUCACCGCCCAGGGUUUCAACGUCGAAUGAUUCAAGCGCUACGCUGCACAGCCUUGGUCAAUCAUUUGGUUAGCGACACAUUAUCCAGUUCUCAUUGCCACGACACCGGUCCUGAAAAACACGCCUCGACCCUGAAGUGGUACAAGUGAAAGGUCUUCCUCAGAGUCUACCGCAAAGCACCUUGCCGGCUACAAGGGCGACCCGAAACGGCUGCCGACCAGGCAGAGCCGCCCGCCUUCACCUUGAUUCUGCUUACGAGCCCACCCACGACCCGCACCUAUAACUAGUUCUAGCAGUUUACAGACCCAGUUCGGUUGGGUGCGUACCUGGUAGCGCAGUUGGCAGGAUAGCUCCGAGCAGUGAUCGACGCACGCAGGCCACCAAUUCUCCGACGGUACUCGAUACGACCCCAUCCGACAAACCAUCCUCUCGAACAAACAAACAGCCACAGAGUAGACGGCUGCCGCUGCUGCCGCCGCUAAACUCCCAUUGAUGGGCCCGAACAUGUCUCUCACUAAGGUCGUAACACAGAUUGUCGAUCUCGAAGCUGCUUGAAGGGACUUACCAAGUACAUUCUGAAGUGGGGAAUAAAAGAAAAAAAAAAGUCAAGCUCGCUCUAGGUCGGCGUCUUCUCCUCUCACUUCACGAUGGAAGGCUCUCCCAUCGCGCUGGACGAGUUUGAGCCGCCGGUGCGCAUUAUAUAUCGAUUGAGACAGAUCUCGGGCUACAUCUGGGAUGAGGACAGUCCCAUAUAUCACACCAGUUAUGACACUUGGCACGUCAGCGGAACUCGCUUCGUUCCUGCCCAUGUCGCCUUCCAGUCGCCGACUGCGCACCACACACCUGUUUCGGCGUCUUCACCACCAAUCACAUCUUCCUCCCUAUCGAGCGCGACUAGUCCUACCUCCUUUACAAAGCCGAGCCCCGUCCGUCCUCCUGGCUUGUCCGAUACACACAGCAGCAACGGUCUGUUCCCCGUUCAUUGCGAAAGCUGUAGCGAAUGCUCUGCCGCCUCCACGUCACCUUCAUCCCAGACACACGCAACCGAAGCUCCCCUAAUCGAAGAGCCUGUCGUGGCUCGUGUAUCUUUCCACGUCCUCCGUGAGGAAAGGGCCUUCCACAUUGCGAAGAACUUGAUUGCUGGCAGCGACCGGCAUUGUGAUCAUAUUGCGAAGCCUUUAGAACUCAUCAGAUUAGCAAGGCUGCCAGGUGACCGUGGCUCUGUCGCCGUGACCAUAUACAGUGAUGCGGGCGAGAACUAUUUACCGGAAGUCCUUGAUCUGGGCCCGGCUUUUUUCAAAGCUCGGAAAGCAGGAGAAGGUCUUGAAAUUAUCAAGAGGUCAGAUUUCAGGCUCGAAGACCCUAUAUCGUUACCUAACUUUCUCGAUUUCGCGAUUGGUGCGACCGAGUGCCUAGAACUGCUGCACCAUGGACAAGGAAUCAUUCACGGGGAGAUAAGGGGGGACGCGUUUCACUUUAAUUUGGAAAGUAAAAAGGUCAAGCUCGCCUCCCUGGGUUCGGGUGUUAGGUCCUUCGAACGUGGGUUGACGAGCACCGGCUGGUCCGCAUUGUCCAAAGAGACGGGUGCCAAAAACAAGCUUCUCUUCAUAAGCCCAGAGCAGACAGGCAGGAUGCCAGUCGAGCCAGACACACGAACCGACAUAUACUCGCUGGGCAUCCUAUUUUGGAUGCUCCUGACGCAACAGCCCGUCUUCGUUGGCGCAACGCCCUUGGACGUAGUGCAGAUGGUGCUCAACCGAAGAGUCGUCAACGUCUCCUCGGAGCGGAUGGAUAUUCCCGAAGCCAUUGGCCGUAUCGUAGCCAAGUGCACUGAAAAGGAUAUUCAUGACCGCUACUCCUCCGCCAGCGGGCUACGUUAUGAUCUAGAGAAAGUGAAGCAGUUCCUCAUAGAUGGCAACUGGCUGGCACUCAAGGAGUGGCAGGUUGCGGAGAGAGAUGUAUCAUCAUUUUUCCUGCUCCCGCCAAUAAUGGUCGGCAGGGAAGAAGAAAGGAAGCGACUGGGCAAGAUCAUAGAGCGUGCGGCUAAGGGCCAUGCGUUGAACUUGAGAGCCAACCCUAACAGAUUUUCCGACGGUUCGAACUUGUCCAACGAGUUUCCCGAUGGUGCCACUAUUUACGCCGAGAUUUCCAGCGAUGGAGCGAGCUCCGCAGACGGCAACACCACGAGGCAUAGUGGGUCUUUCACAAAUACACUUUCAACGGACCUCAGGUUCAGGAAUUUUUGCCAGCCAAGCCAGAGUUAUGACGGGAACCCCCUCUUCUCCCCGGACACGCUGCCCUCAGCCAACCCUAGCUUCUAUAGCGCACGUGCGUCGACAAGGCCCUGGGAUAGGCACCAGUCCGUCUCGUUCGACACUAGAAGUCUCGCAGAUACUGUAGUCAGUGCCGAGAGGGACCUCUCAUAUCGGCACAGCAGUGCCAUCGACUCUGUCAGCCUUGGACGACAGUUGGGUUCUGCAAAGCUUCGACGUAGAGGACACUGCGAAAUCGUCUUAAUCGAGGGUGCCGGCGGUCUUGGAAAAAGCUGCCUGUUGGAAGCCGUCUGGCCCGAGAUGAGGCGUAAAGGAUACGCCGCCAAGGCCAAAUUUGAUACCGCGAGGAAGGAACCCUUCGGGCCUCUCCUCAAGCUUCUGUCUUCGCUCUUCAGGCAAGUCUGGGGAGGAGAGAGUGACACCACCACGCCGCUCCACCAGGCUCUGAAGCAACAAGUGUUUCCCACAUGGAAGUCCCUACAUAAACUGCUCGACCUUCCCGAAUUUCUCCUCGGUACCGUCGAGCCUGUCAUGCUGCGAACUAUCCCAAUCGUCAACGGUGCCCCGAUCCCAGCUCACGGGAAGCUCGUGUCUCGUGCUGGUCCCAAACGUCGUGGCUCAUCACCGGGGUCUUCUAGUUCCUCGGCAAGGAAUGUCCGCCCCUCGACGCAAAGCUCACACGACUUUUUACGUGCUGGUACUUCAACAAAGUCGAUUAGGCUGAUGAACUCGUAUCUCGAUAUUCUCAGGACCUUUACACACUACAAGUUUAUUUGUUUCUGUCUGGAAGACCUACACUUUGCCGACGAUGAGUCCAUGGAUCUGAUAUCGCAGGUCAUCUCUGCGCGGCUAAACAUGUUGAUCCUCAUUACGUACCGACCUGAAGAGAUGACCGCGGCCAAGAUGCAAAAGAUUCUGACGCCGCCAGAUCUCGAAGAUCCUAUAAAAUCAACCGGGCUGACGAUCACAAGAAUCCCGCUCUCGCCACUUGUCGAGGACGACAUAGCCAAAUAUGUUGCGGCCACGCUGCGCCGUCCACCCGAGGAGAUCUCACCUCUUGUGUUGGUCAUUCAAUCGAAAACAGCGGGUAAUCCCCUCUAUAUGAGAGAGAUGCUUAGUGCAUGCCACCGCAAAAAGUGUGUAUGGCACGAUUAUCGAGAAAACAAAUGGAAGUUUGACCUUGACCGCCUCUUCAAAGAGUUUGAGGGGGAGCAAAACUAUGACGUUCUCAACACAGAUUUCAUCACUCGGCGACUUGACGAGCUUCCAGCGGCAUCACGAGCUAUUCUCUCGUGGGCCGCACUCCUCGGGACGAGUUUCUCGUUUGAGUUCAUAUGCCACUUGCUGAGCGGCGAGUUUGAUGACGAUGGCAAGGAUUGGCAUAGUGGCCACAAGCCAACAGGUUAUUCUCAAGAUGAGGCAGUUGCAGGUCUCGAGUCUGCUGUCCAGGCUUACAUCGUGGUUCAAGGUGAUCGAGAUGACCGCUUCCGCUUUGCGCAUGAUCGUUACAUCCAAGCCGCAGCCAAGAUAAACUCAUGCGAUACCCGCAAGAUGCAUUUCAUUGUCGCCCAGACUCUUAUGAAAUAUUGCGCAAGGGAUAAUCAUACCAAGGAGAACACAGCGUCACACAUCUGCGAAGCUCUGGGGAUCAUCAGAGCACAAGUCAAGGACAGGAUGGCUUAUCGCUCGCUUUUGUACGAGUGCGCCGAGGUGUCCACAGCCAGGGGCGCAAGGCCUACUGCUGCCAAAUACUUCAGCGGUGCAGUGGCGCUGUUGCAGACGGAUCCCUGGAACGAAACAAAUGAGGAUGUGUCCUAUGACGAGACGAUGCGACUGUACCUGGCAGCAGCCGAAUGCUACCUCUUUAUGGGACAGCUGCAGCUUGCCAGUGGGGUUCUUGACACUAUAUUCGACUGUGCAACAUCUGCCUUCGACAAGGCUCCCGCUUGGGUACUCCGGUCUCGUGUGUAUGCCCAGAGUGGGAACUCGACAAAGGCCCUUGCAUGUCUAAAGGAUUGCCUACGCACCAUGGGCGUUGACUGUAGGGAGGACCGGACGGUUGAGCAAUGUGAUGAGGAGUUUGAGAGGCUGUCGGCUAAAAUCCAGAGCAUGGAUUUCAACGACGUCCUGCAGCCUCGGGCAACGCAUGAUGAGGCGAGGGCCGACUCGAUUGGUGCAGUGCUGGCAGAAGCGAUCAGUGCGGCUUGGUGGAGUGACUGGCUUUGCUUCUACCAACUAUCUCUUUACAUGCUCGAGAUGCAUCUCACCACGGGCGCGAUACCUCAAUCCCCCAUGGCCUUCGUCCAAGUCUCCAUGAUAGCCCUCGCGCGGUUCAAUAGGCUCGUCCUUGCCAGGGACCUGGGUGAGUACGCCUUCGCGCUUCUCAACUCUACACGCGAUAGCUUCUCAAUGGCUCGGGGCUACAUGAUACAAGCCAGCUUUGUGGGACACGUGGUUCAGUCCGUUGGCUUGACUGCGGAACAACUGGAAUCCUCCCUGAAUUAUGCCGCGUCCGCUGGAGAUCGUAUCUCGGCGAUCCUUGGGUUUGGUCUGUAUGCCCAAGUCAGGUUCUUUGCCAGUGAGCACUGUAUCGACCUCGAGAGCAUCUGCAACUACAGCUGCGAGGAGAUACCAAACUGGCAGCUUGAUUCGCGCGGAGGCACUAUGCUCAUCGCUGUGAGGCAGGUGAGCAGAGCACUCCAGGGGAAGACGCGGGUAAGGGAAGCCUUGGACGUCCUGUCGGAUGACCAACAUCAAGCUCCUGCCUACAAGAUAUGGCUCGAACAGGCCAUGGAAAACACCAAUCGAGGCUUGAUCUUUUACGAGUCACUUGAAAUGGCACCCUUGUUUCUCUAUGGGCACUAUGAGCGGGCCGCAGAGGUGGGGAAGUUUUGCGUCGAAAACUCUGCGCUGAUCUGGUCCGCCAGGAACACGCGGUUUGCCAUGCUCUUCUACGGCCUGGCCAUCGCCGGACUGGUCUUGCGUCAGCGACAAGAUCCUCGUACCGGCCAGCGGACAGCUCCAGAUAGCACCGAUGUCCAAGACACGAUCCGAGAGCUCGAGAAACUUCACAAGCAAAUUGUGGACUGGCAGGUGCUGGACAAAGUCAGCUACUACUGUUGGUCCAAGCUUCUCGAGGCCCAAAUUGCCGAGCUGACCAAUGCGCACGGCGUGGCCCUGCAACGAUACGAGGAGGCAUUGGACCACGCCGCGGAACAUGAUUUUGUUUUUGAAGAGGCGCUGGGAAAUUAUCUCAUGGCGGGCACCUUUAUCAGGCUGUCGGCGAGGCGAUCUGCAUGGGCAGCUCUGAGAGACGCACUGUCUUCUUAUAGGCAGAUGGGAGCUGCCGGUGUUGCCGAGUACAUUGAGUCGGAGCACAGCCUCCUUAUGCGUGGGCCUACUGUCAACCCCCGGCUCGUCAACGCCGGAACGCAGACAGACGGUGACGCAGAAGCACAAAGUAAACACUACAACGUCCUUGGGGAUGAUGGCGCCGCGCAGCAACUCACGGAACGAGGCGUGGCCAUGACGGAUGCCAGCAACGAUAAAGUCGGCGCCUGGAGGAAGUCGAUGACCACCGUUGAGUUGGACAGCGGCCUGCCAUCGUUGGACGUCGUCGACUUGCACGCCAUAUUGCAGUCGUCACAAAUCAUAUCGUCAGUGCUUAAUGUUGACGAGCUUCUCAAGACCAUGUGUGACGUCAUAUUGAGUACCUGCGGUACCUCAGCUACACUGGCUGCUAUGGUUGUUCAGGAACAAGGCGCAGAUGUCCCAAGAGCCGACGCAGCACCCGAGUGGUGUGUGGCGGCAAGCGGUAACCCAGAGAAGGGGGCCGAGGCACACAGCCCGCGAAUUCCUCUCACAAAUGCGUCCGUCGUCGCCGAGAACGUGGUAUUGUAUACUACACGGUUCCGCGAGGCUGUCUUCGUUCCCAACAUCUUGACCGACGAUAGGUUCAGCAAUGUGAGCGCCACCUGGUUGCACCGCAACCCGGCCGGGAAGGCUGUUAUCGCAAUGCCAAUUUGUCACGGCGACAAGCCCUUGCUGGGCGUUUUGUACAUUGAGGGUACGCCAAACUCGCUCUCACAUCGGUACAGGGAUGUGCUUCAGCUUCUUGUCAACCAGGUGGGCAUCAGCUACUCGAACGCGCUCACCAUGAAAGCAGUCGAGAAGGUCUCUGCCGAGAACGUGUCAAUGGUCCAGAUGCAGAAACAGGCCCUCGAGCACGCAAUCGAGGCCGAGAAGAAGGCAAAAGAUGCUGAAGCGAAGGCUAGGCAAAAUGUCAAGCUUGCCGAGGAGGCGGCCAAGGCCAAGUCUAUCUUCCUCGCCAACGUCUCGCAUGAGUUGCGAACACCCCUCAACGGCGUCAUUGGAAACUCGGAGCUUUUGCGCGAUAGCCUCUCCAACAAGGAGCAGCUUGAGAUGGCCGACAGCAUCCGCGUCUCAGCCGAUCUCCUCCUGACGGUCAUCAACGACAUUCUUGACUUUUCCAGGAUGGAAGCCGACAAGAUGAAGCUAUACAUUAUUGCCUUCAACCCCGAGGAGAUGGUGCGCGAAGUCGUCCGCGCUGUAUCAUAUAGCAAUCAGGAAAAGACGAGAAGGAACAAUGUGCAGAUAAUUAAGGAGAUAAACCUGCCUCAGCUUCUCAUCUAUGGGGACCCCAUCCGCCUUCACCAGGUGCUCGGCAACCUCAUCGGCAACAGCCUCAAGUUCACCGAUCGCGGCUCAAUCACGAUAGGGGCGCGGGUCGACUCGGAAACCGAAGACAGUGCCACGCUGUCGUUCUGGGUCAAGGAUACUGGGAUUGGAAUUCCACCGGCGCAACUGGCCAAACUCUUCCAGCCGUUCAGCCAGGCGGACCCCAGCACAGCGCGCAAGUACGGUGGCAGCGGUCUUGGUUUGAGCAUCUGCAAGUCUCUAGUUGAGACCAUGAUGAAGGGCAAGAUCACUCUCGAUAGCGCAGAUGGCGUCGGGACAACCGCCAUGUUCACCGUCAAAUUCGACAAGGCAAGACCGGAGAUCAAGGCAGGCGAGGCCCAGCAGAUUAAACAAAUGGUGACAUCCCCAGAGACGGCACAGAUGCGAGCAGAACUGCAGCAUCAUCACCGCCAUCAACACUAUCACCAAUAUUACCACGAGGAGAACCUGGAAGCUGCGAGGGCAAUGCCUAGUGUAGUAGACCUUUCGCAGAUUCCCCGAGAGAUGAUCCGCAUCUGCAUCGCCGAAGACAACGCCAUCAACUCUCGCAUCGCUAUCCAAUAUGCCCAUCGACUGGGCUACAUAACGGUGGAUGCGUACGAAAACGGGCAGCUGGCGGUCGAGGCACUACGCAAGAAGGCUGCCGAGGGUGUACCUUAUCAUAUUUGCCUGAUGGACGUGCAGAUGCCAGUCCUCGAUGGCUACUCUGCUUCGAAACUCAUCCGAGAGGAUCCCGUCGAGGAGGUGCGCAGCAUUCUCAUCAUAGCGAUGACUGCGUCGGCCGUUGCUGGAGACCGAGAGAGGUGUUUGGCCGCGGGCAUGAACGACUACCUGGCUAAGCCGGUGCGCUCCGACGUUUUACGGAAAAAACUAGACGCUUACGUCGUUGGUGUCAACCCUACAGAGCAUGCCAGCGAACAGGCAUCUUCGUCGUCGACAAGCCCAAGUGCACCCACCUUCCCGCGGUACGAGUCUAACGGGGCAGCAUCUGACCCCCCGUCGAGGGAGAGUACAUCGGCCAGAGUCUCACCUCGACCGAGCAGCGUGGAAAACUUUGCCUCACCAAUGCCCGGAUUUCGUUCGCCUGGCAGCGAUGCACCGCGGUUAGCUGAGAGCAGCAUCGCUUCAGAGUCUAACGGAAACUCGGCCAGGCGACAGCCGCGGAAGCUGACCAAAAACCGGGGAGGCGCAGAGACAUCCAAGGUCGACAGCAACGUCAUGGUGGUUGAGAAGACGCCCAAAGUUCUACAAAAGAAGAACGCGCCUUAUCGUGCCGGCUCCACCGACGCGCAACAUUAUGAAAACCAGUCAUCACUGGGCUCAGGGAGGCUGGACGGCAACAGCAGGAGCCACAGCAUUGCGUCUUUGAGUUCUGGCGGCAGCAGGGAGAAAAUCGGCACCUACCCUGCUGACCAUUGAUAAACCGGAUGACUAUCUAUAUAAGGAGGAGUAAUGGUCGGGGGAAAUUCAAACACACCAGCUUCACGAGUGCGACACAUACACAGAUCACCGACUUAUAACAGACAUGUCGGCCUGAGGCCUUUUCGUCUUUGAUAGACACACACACACACACACAUAUAUAUAUAUAUAUAUAUAUAUAUAUAUAUAUA
Messenger RNA from Pyricularia oryzae 70-15, 8818 nucleotides. RefSeq names its product ethylene receptor. Lineage: Eukaryota; Fungi; Ascomycota; Sordariomycetes; Magnaporthales; Pyriculariaceae. The transcript is spliced from 3 exons. Gene Ontology annotation, molecular function: protein binding; phosphorelay sensor kinase activity; histidine phosphotransfer kinase activity. Bases 885 to 8627 code for a protein of 2580 amino acids. The record is from RefSeq and is a predicted model, not a curated record. Gene Ontology annotation, biological process: protein autophosphorylation; phosphorelay signal transduction system.